AUUUUUAGAUUUCACUAGACGCAACCGCACUGACAAGUGUCAAGCACGUCUAACCUCACAUUUUCAAAAUGUCUCACGUGGACUUAGGUUUCCCCCUGGAGUGUGAACCCUGGCGUCUCCAAAGCUACCACUUUCCCAGCAAAAUAGGGGGCAAGCCAGCCUGGCUGAUUCUAGGAGAUCUGCCCCCCCCAGAAGCCCUGCAAUGUGAUCUGUGCCACCACCCGCUCAUCUUCCUCUGCCAAAUCUACGCCCCGUUUGAAGAAUCUGAAGCCAAUUUCCACCGAACCAUCUUCAUUUUCAUUUGCAGAGACCCCAAGUGUUGCGUCCGCAACUCCAACUGUAAUAUCAAAGCCUUCAGGUGCUCGUUACCCCGCGAAAACAAAUUUUACUCGUUCGAGCCCCCUGAAGACAAAAAAGACGCGACUUUUUCGGUGGAAAAGUGGUCAAAGUUGUGUAGCGUUUGUGGGUGUUUGGGGUCCAAGGUUUGCGGUAGGUGUAAAGUGGUGAAUUAUUGUAGUCGGGAGCAUCAAAUGGUUGACUGGAAAGAAGGACAUAAAAGUGAAUGUGGGGUUGCAGGGGUAGAUAAAGAUCGAGUUUCGUUCAAGUUGUUUCCGCAGUUUGAAUUAGUGAUUGAAGGUGAACCGCACAAUGAACGAAACGUCGACGAAAAGGAAGAAAUGCGCAAAUUUGAAGAGAUGGAAAGUGGCGGGAAAAUUGGAACCAUGAGUGACGUCGCUGAGUGCGAUAUGGAACAGUACGCGAUUUGUGAUAGUGAUAAGGCUUUUACACGUUUCAAAGAACGGAUUGCUGAUAACAGCGACCAGGUUUUGAGGUAUGAACGUGGCGGGCAACCUUUGUGGAUUGCGAAUGAGCCUAAACCCGACUUUAUUCCUGAGUGUGAAUAUUGUAUGAGACCUCGACAAUAUGAAUUUCAAAUUAUGCCCCAAAUGUUAACCGCUUUGCAUGAAAAUGAACUAGAUUUUGGCGUCAUUGUUGUUUACAGCUGUACUGAUAGUUGUACGGAAGGAAUUGCGUAUAAAAAUGAGUUCGUUUUCAAACAAGAUGUUUCCACAAAUUGUUGAGUUCAGAGAUUAUAUAAAAAUAGUGACUGAGUCAAUAAAUAUUUCGGAUAAUGCAUUGUAGAGUUGAUAAUCGGGGCGAUAAGAUUUUUAUUUGUCGGGUGAAACGUCACCGUAGAAUGUGCACGUUAAUCUCCUUGUAAAGAUAAUUGUUUGUAAAUUUAAUUUUGUUGCAGAGAACAAAUAUUUAUGAUUUUAUAGGUCCUAAUAAAACGCAGGUUUACUCAAA
Zophobas morio is the source of this 1308-nucleotide messenger RNA. RefSeq names its product programmed cell death protein 2-like. Gene Ontology annotation, cellular component: nucleus; cytoplasm. The coding region runs from base 69 to 1082 and encodes 337 amino acids. Lineage: Eukaryota; Metazoa; Arthropoda; Insecta; Coleoptera; Tenebrionidae. The transcript has a single exon. The record is from RefSeq and is a predicted model, not a curated record.